Messenger RNA from Artibeus jamaicensis (Jamaican fruit-eating bat), 1844 nucleotides. RefSeq names its product RuvB like AAA ATPase 1 (gene RUVBL1). The record is from RefSeq and is a predicted model, not a curated record. Gene Ontology annotation, molecular function: DNA helicase activity; ATP binding; ATP hydrolysis activity. Bases 257 to 1627 code for a protein of 456 amino acids. Gene Ontology annotation, biological process: box C/D snoRNP assembly; regulation of transcription by RNA polymerase II; chromatin remodeling. The transcript has 12 exons. Lineage: Eukaryota; Metazoa; Chordata; Mammalia; Chiroptera; Phyllostomidae. Gene Ontology annotation, cellular component: Swr1 complex; Ino80 complex; NuA4 histone acetyltransferase complex.
GUUUCCGCUUUCCAGGCAUCUGAGGGAACCACCAGACACUGCUCAGGGGGUGGGUGCCCCAGGGACCGGACUCGGCAGAGGGCACCGACUACAGGGGUGCUAUUACCUGGUUCCUCCUAUCUGAAGCUUGGAGGAGGUUGGGGAGUCUCAUCCAUCCAUCCUGCUAUUCACUUCAACAAGGUACCAGGCACUAUUCAUUGCGUUGGGAGUCGUAAAGGUCACACACAAAUAGAUCUUGGUUCCUGACGUCCAGAAGAUGAAGAUAGAGGAGGUGAAGAGCACCACGAAGACUCAGCGCAUUGCCUCCCACAGCCACGUGAAGGGGCUGGGGCUGGACGAGAGCGGCUUGGCCAAGCAGGCAGCCUCCGGGCUGGUGGGCCAGGAGAACGCGCGAGAGGCAUGUGGUGUGAUAGUAGAAUUAAUCAAAAGCAAGAAAAUGGCUGGAAGAGCUGUCUUGUUGGCUGGGCCUCCUGGAACUGGCAAGACAGCUCUAGCUCUGGCUAUUGCUCAGGAGCUGGGUAGUAAGGUGCCUUUCUGUCCCAUGGUGGGGAGUGAAGUUUACUCGACGGAGAUCAAGAAGACCGAAGUGCUGAUGGAGAACUUCCGCAGGGCCAUUGGGCUGCGGAUAAAGGAAACCAAGGAGGUUUAUGAAGGCGAAGUCACAGAGCUAACUCCGUGUGAGACAGAGAACCCUAUGGGGGGGUAUGGUAAAACCAUUAGCCAUGUCAUCAUAGGACUUAAAACAGCCAAAGGAACCAAACAAUUGAAACUGGACCCCAGCAUUUUUGAAAGUUUGCAGAAAGAACGAGUAGAGGCUGGAGAUGUGAUUUACAUUGAAGCCAACAGUGGAGCUGUGAAGAGGCAAGGCAGGUGUGAUACCUAUGCCACAGAAUUCGACCUUGAAGCUGAAGAGUAUGUCCCCUUGCCAAAGGGGGAUGUGCACAAGAAGAAAGAAAUCAUCCAGGAUGUGACCUUGCAUGACUUGGAUGUAGCCAAUGCCCGGCCCCAGGGAGGACAAGACAUUCUGUCUAUGAUGGGCCAGUUAAUGAAGCCAAAGAAGACAGAAAUCACAGACAAACUUCGAGGGGAGAUUAACAAGGUGGUGAACAAGUACAUUGAUCAGGGCAUUGCUGAGCUGGUUCCAGGCGUGUUAUUUGUUGAUGAGGUCCACAUGCUGGACAUUGAGUGCUUCACCUACCUUCACCGGGCCCUGGAAUCUUCUAUCGCCCCCAUUGUCAUCUUUGCAUCUAACCGAGGCAACUGUGUCAUCAGGGGCACUGAGGAUAUCACCUCUCCUCAUGGUAUCCCUCUCGACCUUCUGGACCGAGUGAUGAUCAUCCGGACCAUGUUAUAUACUCCGCAGGAAAUGAAACAGAUUAUUAAAAUCCGUGCCCAGACAGAGGGAAUCAACAUCAGUGAGGAGGCACUGAACCACCUGGGAGAGAUCGGUACCAAGAGCACUUUGAGGUACUCAGUGCAACUGCUGACCCCGGCCAGCUUGCUUGCUAAGAUCAACGGGAAGGACAGCAUCGAGAAAGAGCAUGUUGAAGAGAUCAGUGAGCUCUUCUAUGAUGCCAAGUCAUCAGCCAAAAUCCUGGCUGACCAUCAGGAUAAGUACAUGAAGUGAGUCUUUCUGCAAAGAGGGACUCCCUGGCAUGUCUGGGCCUGGAUACAGCCUGCAGAUACAAGGUUAACUCCUGGCCUUCAGAUUCUGUUCCAACUUGGGCAUGGUUAGCAGCAAGUUCAGUGUGCUAAGUGUUUUAAAUUAUCAUAAUUUCUCCUGUGGUUCCUUUGAAGGAGCCCUGCCUCACCUGGCAUGUUUUCUAAUAAAUCAUUAUAGGAUA